AUGUCCGGUCACAGCGCAGCUCAAGCGAGUGACGAAGAUCAUCCAUUCAAUCGAUUCAGAUAUGCUUUUCCCCUACGUCGUGAUCAUGAGGAGGAAGAUUUACGUGAAUGGCUAGAAGAACCUGUACCUGUGGCUGCGCAGCCUUGCUUGCUGUGUCAGGAAGGCUUCGAACAUCGAGUGGAUUUGCUGGCUCAUAUCGAUGCAGUUCAUGGUGGUCUACAACGAUAUCGAAACGCAUUUCUCUCUCUGGAAGCCUUGUGCCCUCAUGUUGUGACCGGGCAGGAGGAGUUGCAAGCGUCUGCUGUGGACGUGGGCACGAAGAAAAAGUCGUGCUAUGUUUUGCUGCACAAACGUAGAGUACCUGAUGCAGCUAUUCGUGGAGAUGCAACAGUUCGCGUAUGUCGCGAUUGCUAUGGCUGCUUUAGCGGCAAAAAGCCAACUUUGUGCAAAUUUGCUUUGGCCAACGAUCUUUGGUUGGGUCGCAUUGAUCCAUUGCUGUGGCAAGCUAAUCUGACGCAUGAGAUGUGUUUGGCUUUGGCCAGAACGGUUGCGACCAAAGUGGUUUUGCGUUCUGGGCAGAACCAAAGCCACGGAUCCCAAAGUGCGAAUCAAUGGGAUCAUGUUCUUCAACAAUCAGGAUUGGUUGGUUCAGCUAUAGUUUUUCACAAUGGUGAUGCGACCCAUGCGGUCGAAAGUUUGCCACCGCGCAAGUUCAAUGAUGCAUUGGCAGUGACUUUUUGUACUCAUUUGCCACAAGCACAAGGACAGGAAGAAGGCCAAGCUGCAGUUCGCAGCAUUGCGCAAUUUCAGUUGCAGAAGAGUUUAUUUGUGGAACAAGCCACCAGCUUGCGAGAAACCAAUGCAGUGUAUGCAGCUGGUGUGACUGAGAUCAACAGAGAGUUGCUGACAGAGUGGCUCGAUCAACAAGUUCCGCAGCCCGUUUUGGAUUGCGUUGUGACAGUUCCUGUGGGAGAAGGAGGUCCCGGACAGAUGCGACAAGAGGGCCCGGCUGGUGCAACAGAGCAGCGCACGACGCCCGAUGAGGAGCCGGUGGUUUUUGCCAUGGAGCCUGAAGUGUCUGAUUUCAACGAAGGUCGCAACGAUGUCUGCAGUCGGAUCGUGACUCUUUUGCAAAAAUUGGAAGAAUUAGAGGCAGCAGGUGCGCGAUCAGUUGCUGUUGAGAUGGAGACCUUCGUCGAUGAGCAACAAACGCUUGUAGACCAUGUCGGUCGACAGCGUAUCUUGGAUCUCUGUAAAGAAAUUCAUGAGUCUUGUCAGAAACUGUCGGCAGGAGAUUUGAGGAGGAAACUGGAAGAGGAGCUUCGGGAUGCGGUUAUGAGCAAAUCUCGUUGGUUCUUAUCUUCGUCCUCUUCGGUUUCGAGUGGUGUAGCCACAGGUGGCACUGAGGCUGCGGUUUCUGGAGUCGGUGUGACGACGGAAGGCGCCCUGCCUACUAGCCAAGUUGACUCGAACAAGCCCGGACAUUUGGUCGUUGCUCGGGGAAAGAAGCCAUUGAGUCUUUGGGACUGGAAAAUUUGGACGAUGGCCCGUCCUCGGCUGUGGCGUUAUGGCGAUGCUGGAAACUUGUUUGAGCGAGAGACACCGUUGGCGACCAAUGAGUGGGCUGCUAGUUUGCUUUUGCGAGAAGAACUGGAAUACAGCAUGGAUGAUCAUUACAAGACUCACCGCAGAAAAGUUGGCACAAGCUGCUCGGGUGAGCAAAGAUACCGGUGCUUCUUUCCAGCAGAUCAGAUGUUGAACAAUGCUGGGGUUCCCAGAGAAGUGAAGGAUGCCAUGCAGGCCAUGCAUGGAGCAUCCAGUGCCGUGCUGGGUACAGAUGGUCACCGUCAGUUUUGCCGUCACGAAGGAGUCGCUUAUAUGGAGACUUUCGGCCCACCUUUGAUUUUUCUCACACCGAAUGUCGCCGACACGCAACAUCCGUUGCUUUUGGUCGUGCAGGGUGAGGCAAUUGACCUUGGGCAUAUCAGUGCCGACAUGGCGCCCACGCUGCCAAAAUAUCGGGACAUGCUUCGCCGAUUGGCGCAGGAUCCGGUUGGGCAAGUGCUGCAGUUUGAACUUUUGAUGAGGUUGUUUUUGCAGCAUGUUUUGAAUGUGCGACCAGAGACGUCAGACUGCCGCCGCAACUCGGUCAGGGCUGCGUGCCGCGAGUGGUGCAGCGAUGGCGCAGCGGCCGCGUCCACCGGAGCAGGUGCUGGCGUUUCGUGGACAGCAGAACAAGAAGAGUACCUGGCUUUGGUUUCUGAAGACGACUGGCGACGACCCACAGUAGAAGUUGAAGUGGAAGCAGCAGGCUUGCAGAGCAUUUUCGCCACACCUAUCAACCAGUUGUCGGUGGCAACCACUCCGAGUUAUCGCUUGCGGCCCUUGCUGUGUGAUCCAAGUGUUCCAGAAUUGGACGCGCAUGCUUGGCGGGAAGCCUUUCAGCAAGAUUUGCAUACUUUGAUGCCUUCGCUUCUUCGACAUGUCUGCACAAAAUCUUGCUUCAAAUACUCGGAUCAAAGUUCUGCCACUUUCAAAAUUUGUCGCCAUGGCUUUUACCACGUUGUUCACGUGUUUGAUGGCUGCCGCGUGCGUCGCAAAGGGAAGUCGUUGCGACCUUGUUUACACAUUGGUGGUGCAGAAGAGGGCGCUUAUGGCAUGGAAGGACGGUUGCGACCGAUUCAGUUGAGUCCUUUCGAAUGUCAAAGUUCGUACGGUGGCACAGUGUCAGGGAGGCACAAUUUGGACUUACAGGACAUGCGGCGAGUGGUGAGCCCUGUUUUGUGGUUGGAUUCUGAUGAUCAUCUUCCUCAUGUCGGUGCUGUGACGUCCUUGGGGUAUAUGGCUUUUUAUGAAUGGACUGGGAAGGGCUACGAUGUUCGACGAGAUGCUCCUGCGGGCCCGGUGUCUUGGUUGUGUCGGAGGAAGUUGGCGAAAUCUUUUCGCGCUGGAUGGCGUCGGGCGUACAGGUUGAAAUUUGGAUUUGCAGAAGCGGCAGAGAGCGGGACACCCGCUGAGGCAUCUGAGACGCAGACGGACACACCUAUGACCUGCGAUGUUGCUGAUAGUUUUGCAAACAGCGGUGAUACUUCUUUGGCACAAGCAAUUCGCGUCAGUGUGAAUGAGGCUUUUUGUGAUGGCAUCAACACCGGCUUCUAUGUGAACAAUUACACCACGAAACCAGGUCCGGGUCUAGCAACCAUGUUGGAGGAACUACAAAGAGGCAUCGAACGUCUGGAAGAUGAAACCAAAGAGCGUGAAGAAGCUCGAAAAGCGGCGGAAGCAGCAGCUCAUGCUGCUGGAGAACAUCUGCCAGGACGCCGGAACAAAAUAUUUGCUGAUACGCUGCGGACCUUGACGCGACUGACGUCAUCGUACCGCCGCUGUCACUGGAAGAGUGCUGCUGAAAUUAUUUUUCCGUUGUUAUUCCAGCAUUUGACCUUUGCUUCCCACAGGACUUGGAAACUCUAUGUGAAAAAGGCAGUUUUUUUUGCCGUGGAAGCUUGGCGACGUCAAUACGGCCAUUCCGUCUUGCAGCAUGUUAUUGACAAGGGCGAUGGAGCGGAGCCGGUCAUUUUCAGUCGACCUGGCGUGGACGAUCUGGUGCUAAAAGGCUGGAGAAGAGUUCGUCGAGUGGAUCCGGAGAGUGGCGCUGUGGACGAGAUCUUUGUGGGUCCGAACGGACAGGCUUGCGUGGACAUCAUCGCUGCAUUUGACGAGUAUCAAGGACAGAGUCAGAGCCGCAGGAAUCCGCAACAGCAGCUCAGCUAUGUGCAGGAGCUUCUGAAACUUCAUGCGGUCACGGAGGAGGUGGUUCCGAAUGACACGGAGGCCAGCAUUGUCACGAACCUGCAAUCUCUGCAACCCAGUGGUGAAGAAUGUGCUGUGAGGACAACCAGCAACGUAGAAGCCAAAGCUUUGGCAGUGACGACCUCUAGCUUAGAGGAUUAUCUGUUUCGUGGCAGUCAUCCUUUGCUGGCAGGCAUGAGCUGGGCGACAUAUGGAACGUGGGUGUACCGGAUCGAAUUGCCGCCACAGCAAGAGAUUUCGGUGCGCUCAGCGGUUGCGCGGUUCGUGGACCUGUAUUUUGAUCCGUCCUACAAGUUGUACAACUCCCACGCGCAACGCAUUUGCAGUGAACCUCGGGUGCCGAUGUUUGAAGGUUUCACGAUGCCGCCGCUGACUCAUGACAGCGAGCGAAAUGCUAUGUACAAACAAGUACAAUGUAGGCCUGUGGCUGUUCAGGUUGAUGAGAGUGUGCAGCACACGAUGGAGGAAUUAGUUUUGAAUGCUUUCAAAACUUUUUCGAGUCCACAAGAAACCGGUGACAAAGUGGACCAGUCGCUGCGAGCACACACAGCCUUUACGCAGUCGUAUUUGGAAUGGGCGGUUGUCAUGGAAGAAGAAGCCCAAAUGGCCAGGCAUCGCUUUGCUGAAAGAUUUGAAUUUCCUUCUUUGUGGGAAACACAAGAAAUGAUGGAGCUCUUGGAGGAGAAGCUACAGCUGGUCAGCGGUGGCACCUUGCCGGCGACGCAGAAAGACUUCGAUGUUGGGAAGCCACGAUGCACUGCCUCCAUGUAUUCUUCUUUUCUGGCGCAACAGCGAAUUGCAAAUCUGGAAGGCCUUGCGCGAGCCAGACAGAGCAAACCCAAGCGCAGAAGAGACGAAGAUGCUCGUUUGCAUGAGGAGUAUGUGAAGGUGCACACAGUUGGUGAAGGUGAUGAUGACGGUCUCGGUGUUGAGAAUGAUGAGGAAGUAGAAGCUAUGUUGGAGCAAGCAAUUCCUGCAAAAGAAGUGUCUCCGCCCAUUUCUUUGAAACCCACAGCAGAAGAACAGAAACAGCUUUUGCGAUUUGAGCUGCAAGGUCGUCGGACUGAAUAUGUGAAGAUGUUUUUACAGGAAACGUGGAUGAAAGACGAUCCGUUCGAAGCAGCUUCACUUUGUCGCAACAGUGAACAUCAACGACAUGAACUGCUUUUGGCCGAUUUAUCACGGUUGAAUCAGGAUGAGCGUGCAGAUGUUUAUGGGAAUCUACGAGAGAAUCUCCAGGAAGAGAAGGAAGUGGCGCGCGACAGUGAUGAGCGAGAGACGGUGUGUCGACUGCGAAUCAUGCAAGAACUUUUACCUCGCCUACCUCGAGAUUGCGCUCGCUUCACAGAUCAGAACAUCUAUGCAAAUCCCUCGGACAUGCUGUCGGACAUGGUUGCAAAUCUGCCGUCGAAUCGGCGUCUCAACGAAGACCAACAUAUCUUUAUUUUACGGUUUGCAGACGUUUUGGACACGGUAUGGAAAGAGGACCAGGACCUGCCGCCGGAGCGACGAUCGGUGUACCACAUGUUGUUAUUGGGCCAAGGUGGAUCCGGCAAGACACACAUUGUGCAAAAUUUGAUUUUUCCGGUUGUGCAUUUUAUUUGGCCGGCAAAGAAGGAAGAAGAGACUUUGAUGGUGGUUGCCGCAAAGAAUGCACAGGCCAAGAACAUAUCCACUGAGACUGUGCGUGCGAAGACGUUGCAUAUGGCAGGCUGCAUGCGCGUCCAAAGUUUAAGCAACUCUCAGAUGGCUGCGGGCAAGAAAGAAAAAGCUUUGGAGAGAAUGUGGAAGAACAUUCGUGUGUUGAUUAUUGAGGAAAUCAGCAUGGUUGCCGCAAUCUUAUACAAUAUGCUUGAUUACCGUUCUAUGUUGGGCCGCAGAGUUGCUUUCAAGGUGGAUCCACAGACUUACACCAAAGUUGGCUGUGCUUUCGGUCGCGUGCCCAUCGUCUUGCACUUGGGCGAUUUUUUUCAGUUACGACCCACGGCGCAGAUGUCAUUGCUUGAAGAUAUGGAUGGGCAAGAUGCAGAUGGCAGAUACGUUUACCAAGACGUGCCUUUGGAAGUGCAGCAUGGGCAAAAACUAUUUUCGCAGAUACCAGAUGUCUUUGAGCUGCGCGGCACGAUGCGUUUCCAACCCCAGGAUCCUCUGAUUGAGAUUUUGCAGUGCAUGCGUCUUGGUCACGCCAUGCCGGACAGGCUUUGGGCGCAGUUUGAAGAGCGUGUUGUGCGCGAUGAGUUGCCUGGAGUUGCAGAUGCUCGCUUGUAG
Molecule: messenger RNA, 6078 nt
Organism: Cladocopium goreaui
Lineage: Eukaryota; Dinophyceae; Suessiales; Symbiodiniaceae
Source: the annotation of a GenBank genome assembly